This is a messenger RNA of Trachymyrmex cornetzi, 2379 nucleotides long. RefSeq names its product CD151 antigen. Lineage: Eukaryota; Metazoa; Arthropoda; Insecta; Hymenoptera; Formicidae. The coding region runs from base 472 to 1266 and encodes 264 amino acids. The transcript is spliced from 7 exons. Gene Ontology annotation, cellular component: plasma membrane. The record is from RefSeq and is a predicted model, not a curated record.
CGACCUUCGUCGUGGAAGGAUUUUGCGCGGAACUCUCUGCUUGUCGAUCCGUUGGUUGCCGUACACUGUCAUUCGUGCGAUCGUUGUUCUCGGUCAUCGCGGGUCCAUCGAGGUGACGUACGUCGAUCAGAGACACGUCGCGAGUCAGUGUCGUACACAAGCGUGAUCGAGUUUUUUUUCUUUCUUUCGUUAUCGGGUCAGUGCCAAGAUACGCCAUUACGCGAGUUCCACGCCGGCGGCGGUGACGCGCGUCGCCAGGUACCAUCGUCGGUGGAUGCUGCUCGUGGCUGCUGUGCGAGAUCUCAAAAAUCGCCAGAUCGAAUAGCCGCCGUGUGGAGUAGAAAGUUUCGAGGACUUUGAAAUAGACAUGUGCGUCAAGGAUCAAUUGGACCUUGUUCGCCAAUGACAUAGGCAACGGCAACCAGGUGACAACGAGGACUGUGACGCACGCAGCCCAACAAUCGACUGAAAAUGGCCAAAAGCGCUGAGAGAUUACCCGGUACUUCUACCAGACUUAGGACCAGGGAUGACGGCUGCUGUUCCGUGAAUUUCUUGAAAUACGUUCUUCACAUUUACAACGUGGUGCUGUUUCUGUCCGGACUGGUGGUAGGUGGCAUCGGUAUCUGGACGGUGGCAGCGAAGCACAGCUACGUGUCACUGAUGUCCACGUCGACGUAUCCUACUUUGGCCUACGCCUUGAUCGUCGCAGGUGUACUGGCUGUCAUCGGUAGCUGGCUCGGAUGCGGCGGCGUAACUUCUGAAAAUCGAUGUGUCCUCCUCGUGUACGUCUUCGUGGUGAUGGCAGUACUCGUUCUGGAAGCUGGAGUCGGUGCACUGGCGCGUCUGUAUGAGGAACAAGUUGGCCCCGAAUUGAAGAUGAAUUUAAAUCGCACUUUCCUCGAGAACUAUGCUGUGCGAUCCCGGGAAACCGCGGCCAUCGACCAGAUGCAGAAAGAAUUCAAAUGCUGCGGUGCCUUGAGAUUCGAGGACUGGCUCGUGAGCGAGUGGCAUAAGGAUGAGGAGGUCCUCAAGAACGGCAGCGUCGUACCUGACAGCUGCUGCAAGACGCCGACGUUACUUUGCGGGAAAAGGGAUCAUCCCUCCAAUAUUCAGUACACGGGCUGCAUUUACAAGUUCCUGGAAACGACGAAGGACCACCUGAUAAUCCUGGGCGCUGUCGGGCUCGGUCUGUCUGUCCUCGAGCUCUUCGGCAUCGUUCUCGGUUCCUGCCUCUAUAUAAAGCUCAGGCACGACUUUGACGACUGAGAAUUGCUUCAAUGCCCCGAGGGCAACAACAACGGCCAGUCGUGGUGCAGAUACAUGCAGAACAAUCCGGAGACCGUUUGAUCGUCGGAGUAGGGGCAGGAGGACGCGCGAUUACAGCCGCGGGAUCGUACGGAUGAAAGGGAAUCAUCCUCAACCGCGGACUCUCGUUCGCCACUCCCUUCCCCUAACGCGUUCAGAAAGGUAUCAACAAGUGAAAAUAGAGGUAACGAUAAAGAAACGGCGCCGUCUUCGUCGAUUGUUACCUCGCUUCCCGCGAACUUUACGCAAAUUACGUGAUUACGGACAAUCAAAGAGGGAAGCGAAAGUUCAAAGGUAAAAACGCAUAAAUUGUAAAAAUCGUUCCGGCGUCUCGGGAUCUGAAGGCAAAAGGUGCUUCUGAUCGUUCAACACUUGUGCAACAGAGUUGGAUUUAAGACUCGUCUGCAUUACCAACGAUAUUAAAUAUAUCCUUUCAAAGACGGUGCUAUUACAAAGAAAUGAGAGAAAAAAACUGAAACGUAUCACGAAGAUUGCUUCUGAAAUCGAUCGGCUUUGUUCGUGCCUUCGUAAUGAUUUAUUUCGCAAUGGUACCGUCUUUAUUGUAUCGUUUCAGAAUUUUCACAAGCUCGCAGCAAUGCCAACAGGUUUUAAAUCCGGCUUUAGUGCCUUUUCAAACGGCGUUCCCACGCAAGAAAUUACGAAGAUAUGAACACACUUUUAAUAAACAAGCGUGCGUGGGCGCAUUUGCAGGACCAGUAUAAUUAUCUCGAGUAUGUAUCUAAAGGCCUUUCGCGAUCGGCGCAGCCGAUUGGUUGCGCGCCUCACGACUAGCCGAAACUGUAGUUCUCGCUGUCAGUGGUGUUUGAAUAUUUUCUGUGGUAUUUUCUCCUGAAUAAAAACGAGCCUGGAUCCUUUUUUAUAGUGCAUCGUCAGCCCGUUGACGUUAAUUAGCCAGAUAGCCGAAUUUGCCAAGAGAUCGAUGUAUUGCAAACUGUGUAUUGCAGUAGAACACCAGCAACCACACGGUGUCGAGAUAGUUUAUUAUUUUCCUAAUAUCGGUAGAAAUGUAUCGAACGAGCAGAUCUUGCAUCAAACAAGCUUAGUUGUCGUUAU